Messenger RNA from Lepus europaeus (European hare), 1060 nucleotides. RefSeq names its product Fc epsilon receptor Ia (gene FCER1A). Gene Ontology annotation, biological process: cell surface receptor signaling pathway. The record is from RefSeq and is a predicted model, not a curated record. Gene Ontology annotation, molecular function: transmembrane signaling receptor activity. NCBI's taxonomy places the organism in Eukaryota, Metazoa, Chordata, Mammalia, Lagomorpha, Leporidae.
AUGAGCAACCAUGACCUAGAGUUGAAAAACAGAAAAAUUAAAAGGAUCCUGGAGAGGGAGAUAAUUAAUAUGUAUUUAAAGGAGGAAAGAUCUCUCCAGGACAGUUGGCUCCCAGACGCAGCAGAGGAGAUGCCUACAGGCAUGGGAGGACCCAUUCUGCUGUGCAUAGCUUUUCUGCUCUUCUCUCCAGAUGGGGCACUAGCAGUAAUUCUGAAAUCUGUGGUGUCUUUGUACCCACCAUGGAAUAGAAUAUUCAGAGGAGAGGCUGUAACUCUUACAUGUAAUGGGGACAAGUCUCUUGAUGACAACUCCACUAAGUGGACCCGUGAUGGCAUCACUUUAGCAGAGACAACUUCACAUUUGGAAAUCUUGAAUGCCACCUUCCAGCACAGUGGGCAAUACCAAUGUCAAAGCCCCAGUUUUAACCAGAGUGAUCCUGUGUACCUGGAAGUCUUCAGUGAUUGGCUGCUCCUACAGGUCUCUCCUAAUGUGGUGACAGAGGGUAAGCCCUUCUUCAUCAGGUGCCAUGUUUGGAAGAAUUGGGAUGCCUACAAGGUAAUCUACUACAAGAAUGGCAAAGGUCUCAAGUACUGGUAUGAGAAUCACAACAUCUCCAUCACAAAAGCCACACUUGAAGACAGUGGCACCUACCACUGUGAAGGUGACCUUAAGCCACUACAUUAUGUUUCUGGUCCCAUCAACAUUACUGUAAUCAGAGCUCACCAAAGCAAGCACUGGAUACCACUUUUUAUCCCAUCGUUGGUGGUGAUUCUGUUUGCUGUGGAUACAGGGUUAUUCAUCUCAACUCAGAAGCAGUUCAAAUUUAUCUUGAAGAUUAAGAAGACCAAGAGGGACCAAACUCUAAAGCCACAUCUUAAGCCAGACUCCAAAAGAACUGAUGGCAUUGUUCAAGAAAUUUUGUAACAGCAUUUUUUUCCUAGCACCAACAAUUGUUUCUCAAAUGUCAGAUAGAGCUUGCACCACACAUAGUAAAGUCUGUGCUCUAAAAUUUACAGAACUACUUCAUUGAACUAGCUAUAAGUGUUAAGUAGCAUAUAAU